AUGAUGGGAGAAACAGAAAGAGAAAGAGAAGAAGAGGAAUUAGAACGAAAAGAAGGCAAGGAUAAGAAGAAGGAGGAGGAGAAAGAAACAGUGUGUGUGGAACGUGGUUGGCGGGUGUGGGAGGGGGCGGUGGAGGGGUCAGAGGAGUGGGGGGCGGCGUGCCCCUCCUGGAAUAUAUGGUGGAGACACGGAUUUCCCCCCGGGGUUUAUCGCAGACUUAAACCCUACCAGGUAAUCAACCACAUACCUCGUGCCAAUGGUCUGUGUAGGAAGGACAGUCUGGCCCGGGCACUACAGAAGAUGAAGCAUGUGUUUGGGGCUGUCUUUGAUUUUAUCCCUGCAACGUACCUGCUGCCGUGUGAGUACACCAAGCUGGUGGCUGAGUACACGCGACUCAUGUACCACAGCAAGCAGGAUCAGGGGCCCAAGAGUCCAGCAGGAAGCACAGGUCACUCAGCGUCCCUCGGGUCAAGCCAAACACCAGGUCAGGUCAGCCAAGACGCAGCAUCACACAACAUCUGGAUUUGCAAGCCUAUUGGCAGUUCUCAGGGACGAGGCAUAUCCAUCUUCCAGGACCUGCACGAGCUGAGCUAUACCACGAGUGCUGUGGUACAGAGGUACAUCCACAACCCCCUGCUGGUGGGAGGCUACAAGUGUGACGUGAGGCUCUACGUAUUGGUCACCUCCUUCCUUCCACUCACCGUCUAUAUGUACACGGAGGGCAUUGUCAGGUUUGGCACUGAGAAGUACAGUCUCGCAUCUCUGGACAACAUCUUCAGCCACCUGACCAACACGUCCCUCAACAAACAGGCUCCUGGCUACAGGAUGGAGAAGGAGAGGGUCGGAGCUGGUUGCAAGUGGACUGUGGGUGAGCUGAGGAGGUACCUGGGUAGCAGUGGUCAACCAGACUGGUUGCUGUGGCAGCGAGUGUGUGUACUCGUCUCUCUCACACUUCUUACCCAGGUCGGACACGUCCCUCACCACCACAACUGCUUCGAACUCUACGGCUUCGAUAUCCUGGUGGAUGACACGCUAACACCGACACUGCUGGAGGUCAACAGGUGUCCCUCUCUGAGCUACGACUGUGACGUGGACCGGGUGGUCAAGAAGCCACUGCUGCAUCACCUCUUCGACCUGCUGGGGCCUCCCAAGGUAGCCGAGCCCCUGGGGCGAGGUCUCAGACCCCCUGUACUCAUUCUCCUUGCCCGUGAGAGAAACAAGAAAGAGAGCGAGAGAGACGCUGCACUUCUUAACCACAACUUCUUCACCGCCUUCGACCUGAAGCAGUACAGCCGACUCAUGGAGAACUUGGAGGUGUUCCGACCUCGGAAGAACCGGAGCAGUGUGUGUGAGGACUGUGAGGAGGGAGCUAGUGGGCUGAGGACACCCAGUACGCCUCCUACUGCCCACCGCGCCUUACCAAACUCCUACUGCAUUGAUAACAAUCGAGUGGCCAAUAAGAGAGACUCUCAUAGGAACCCCAGUACAAAAGUUGUCCCUGCGUCAGGGGUAGGGCGCUGCGGUGCUUCACGCAGACGGCGGUCUAUAUCAUCUCUCUCAGGCGUCCCUCACGACCCUCUAGUGCCGGAGGAACUCAGCCUGGACACCUUCGUCCCUCUAACUUUCAACACGACGUUCCAGCGUGUACGUCGACAGUUCGUUAACAACCACCACAGCAGCAGGGGUUAUAUGUCUCUGGUGAAGGAAGGUCGGGACAGCCAGAUGCUUGAUAUAGUCGGCAGCAGUCGGCCCGGUUCCUCCCGGCGUGGCGAGGGAGGUCGGGGACCUCAGCGAUGCCCAGCCAGAUGUGGGGACUGGGUGAGAACUUUCCCUUACAACGCUGCCACGCUCCACGCCAGUAAAGAUCCACUGUACACCAAGACUCUGGCUGAGCUGCACAAGUACAAGCGAGCAUGUGAGAAGGUGUUCAGGGAGAACCCAGCUGCCUCAGACGACUUCCUCGACGCUCUAGUUCAGAAAAUGUUGUGGAGAGACAGCGUUAUAUGGAGGCCCAAAACUUAACACAGUGGCGUGCCAAAGUUUAGCCUCCAUCUUGUAGUGUCAGUAGACGUGUAGAUGUUUUUUCUCACCUCAAACAAAAAACUCCACUGCCAAAAUAUAUGUUAGCAUCUUGCAACUGUCCACUCGUCUUUUUCAAAAUGUGACGAGCAUAUUUUGUGCCUUUUUUCACAUCCUCAUUUAGUAUAUAGAUCUUAGAGUCCUCUGAAUAUUCAUUCAUCCAGAUCCCGUGAAUAAGACCCGUGAAUAAGACACGAUAUAAGUUUCAUGUCAACCUGUUGAGAAGACAUUUCGUCUGCCUCAUCAAUUCACUAGUGAAAUGACUCAUGAACUCGUAAUAACACGAAUGUAAACCACGGAACGGGUGGGUUUGAACCCUUAUGGCGAGUUUAAGAACUCAUUCACCAUGGGGUUCAAACCCCACCCGUUCCGUGGUUUACAGUCGUAUUAUUACGAGUUCAUGAGUCAGUUCACUCGUAAACUGAUCAAGUCCCCUUGAACGACAAGCGAUUUCAAUAAAAAUGCCACAAAUCGCAUACCUUAUUAACAUACUAGUCGACAUACUCUGCCAUGGGUAUACAUCCCUUGAGUCCGUGUCCCAUACGGAGUUCCAGGCGCUGUAUGACCUCUUGGGUUUAGCGCCUCCCCAUGACAAUGAGACUAACACAGCGUCCACCACUCUCCUUCCUAACUCCCGCUUGGAUCUAGUUUUUUUCAGUCUGUUCAUAACCAGAGGAAACCAUGUGUAUAA
Messenger RNA from Cherax quadricarinatus, 2770 nucleotides. NCBI's taxonomy places the organism in Eukaryota, Metazoa, Arthropoda, Malacostraca, Decapoda, Parastacidae. The record is from RefSeq and is a predicted model, not a curated record.